Molecule: messenger RNA, 432 nt
Organism: Rotaria socialis
Lineage: Eukaryota; Metazoa; Rotifera; Eurotatoria; Philodinida; Philodinidae
Source: the annotation of a GenBank genome assembly
AUGGAAAAUCCUCUCGUCGUCAUUACUGAAGAAAUGAAUGCGCUACGUAUUACUGUAUGGGCUGGAAUUUGGAGUGGAGGCAUUAUCGGACCAUUCUUCUUUUAUGGCAAUGUUACUGCAGAUAACUAUCUCGAUAUGCUUGAAGAAAAUAUUGUUCCUGCCAUUGAGAAAGAAAUGAAUUUAGACGAAACAUUUUAUAUGCAUGAUGGGGCUCCGGCUCAUUAUGCGCGAUCUGUUCGACAAUUUUUGGAAGAUACAUUUCCUGAUCGGUGGAUUGGUCGACGUGGAUGGAUUGAGUGGCCGGCAAGAUCUCCCGAUCUCACACCAACUGAUUUCUUCUUGUGGAGUGUGAUCAAAGAUCGCGUAUAUGCCAUAAGGCCUCCAAAUCUUCAAACGCUUGAAGAUGCUAUAAUCACUGACAUGCUGACAUGA